UAUUGCACGCGCAAGAGUCGACAUGGAUUCAGUCGAAAUUCACAGCCAGUCGUACAUUCUGUGCAAAAGUGUUUCAUUCAUUCAUUCAUUUUUCUUCUUUCUCGUUUUGUUUUUGUUUGUGUGUAAAUAUUAGCACUAUUUUUAGAGCUCGGUGGGAGGGUCCCCAUUCUAAAAGUAGUACCUGCGUCCAAGAAUAUAUGACACGCAUACAGCAAUAAUUCCAUGUGGAACAUCUGUCAUCGUUCUAACGAGUGGCUCAAGGUAGACAACUGCUCCCCAAAUAUUCUCGCUCUGCCGCUGGUCAACGUUUGCUGUUCAUCUCUUCUACAGUUCUGGCUAAGGCCUCCGCCACAACGGACUGACUAGUGAUGCCUAAAGCCAAUUCGUUGCCUUCAAAAGGUCUCGCAUUUGGUUGGAUCUUGUGUGUGGCGUGUGCCGCCACGCUCUUUUCCACAAGUUGGGCCCAGGUGGAAGACGUUGAGAAUGCAGUCAAUAGCACCAGCAACGAUGCAGAGCACAGCGCAGAGCUGCCCAGCGAGGUCCAAAAAGCGGUAUGCACAGUGACCGCUGGUGAGAUAAAGGCGUCUGCCGAAGCUGUCACAACAAAGACCCUAAAGGGUGUCUGUGGAUCAGAUGAAAUGAGCUUGGCCUUUCGAAAUCUGGAAACAAAACUUUACGCGGAGCUACGUGAAAUAAAAUGGUUAUUGGAGCAAGUGGCCAUGGCCAAUUCGGUGGAAAUAGUCGCUGUACCCACACCACCUCCUCCGCCACCAGUGACACAAAGAACUGUCCCAUCAAAUGAUGUCGAGCUAGAGGAAAUCCUAAAGGCAAUGGAACCAAAAGCUAGCACUAAAAAGAUGCCCAUACUGAAGGAGUUGGCAACGAGGCAAAAGGCCAUGCAGGGAGUGCGAGAUGAGGAGGUCAAUAAGUUCAAUAAUACCAUGCUGGCCGACCAGGACUUUAAAUUGUUUACCUACUACUGGAAGUUGGAUAAUUUCACAAGCAGAAUUGAAGAUCUUUCAACGAGCACUGUCAACAGUCCUGUGUUUAGCAUCAGAGGCAAAUCCCUGCAGCUGAAGUGCACCUUUCACUAUUUGAAUCGCGAACUGCUGAACCUACAGCUGGGCUAUGCGCAACUUCUUCCACCAGGCGAACAGAAGAACAUUGCCUUGGACAUGGGUGGAAUAUUCAAGACGAUGAAACACUGGACAGACGACACGCCAUUCAAGCAUAAAAUCUCCAUACUGGAUCAGAAUUACAGCCACCGAAAGGCAAAGGAUCUCGGCUCACAAGAGCUGACCAAACUGGAGACGGGCUUUUCCAUACCAAACAGUGCACUUCUGGGCAGCACGUACAUCAAGCAGAACACGCUGUUGAUACAGAUUAUAUUGUAUUUGUGAGUGACGAAAUAAAAUGUGUUUAUUCGGUUGAGUUAUUAAGUCAAAGAGAGACCAAAACCACAUACUCUACUUUAU
Messenger RNA from Drosophila subobscura, 1475 nucleotides. RefSeq lists its product as uncharacterized. Lineage: Eukaryota; Metazoa; Arthropoda; Insecta; Diptera; Drosophilidae. The record is from RefSeq and is a predicted model, not a curated record. Gene Ontology annotation, molecular function: protein binding. Bases 369 to 1400 code for a protein of 343 amino acids. The transcript has 2 exons.